Anopheles nili is the source of this 1277-nucleotide messenger RNA. Its product is annotated as alanyl-tRNA editing protein Aarsd1-A. The coding region runs from base 28 to 1269 and encodes 413 amino acids. Gene Ontology annotation, molecular function: aminoacyl-tRNA ligase activity; ATP binding; Ser-tRNA(Ala) deacylase activity. The record is from RefSeq and is a predicted model, not a curated record. Lineage: Eukaryota; Metazoa; Arthropoda; Insecta; Diptera; Culicidae. The transcript has a single exon. Gene Ontology annotation, biological process: tRNA aminoacylation; regulation of translational fidelity.
UUGAAAGAGCUUUCAAAAAGGUCAAUAAUGGUUUUUAAAUGCCAGGAGAAUAGUUUUCUUACAGAAUUUAAAACCAAGGUCAUUUCGUGUGAAAAAGUUGAUAAAGGUUACAAUGUGAUUUUCGAAGACACUGUACUUUUUCCCGAAGGCGGCGGACAGCCCUCUGACCACGGACAUGUGAACGACCGGGUUGUAAAAUCCAUCAUACGAAAGGGCGCCGAAGCUAUUCAUUUCAUUGAAGACGAAGCUGAUAGCACUCCACCAUUUAUUGCCGGUCAAGAAGUCAUUCAGCUUGUCGACUGGACUCGUCGUUUCGAUCAUAUGCAGCAACAUUCUGGUCAGCAUUUAAUUACAGCUAUUUUUGAUCGCGAGUAUAAAUGCAACACCAAAUCUUGGUGGCUAGGAGGCGAAAGUUCGUACAUAGAUCUUGAUGCGAAAGAUAUAAGCCACAAACAAUUGGAGCGGAUUGAGCGUAUCUGCAAUCAACUUAUCGUUGAUUGCACACCUGUAGAAGUAAACGUGUAUGAACCGAAUGAUCCGGCUUUGAAGUCUGAUGUCACGCGAGCAACCCGUGGGCUUCCGGACGACGUAACUGGACCACUUAGAGUGGUGACCAUAGCCGGCAUCGAAAGCAACAUGUGUUGUGGGACGCACGUGCGAAAUUUGGGCCAGCUCCAAUCGAUAAAACUGCUUAGUGUUGAGAAAACCAAAAAUAAGUGUCUGGUACACUUUCUGGUGGGAGGACGUGUUCUUCGAAAGCUUUCGGAGUGCUACGAAAGGGAAGUACAACUAAACACUCUCCUAAACGGUGGUCCAUCUGCACACAUCGAUUUAGCCAAGAAACUUCAAUCCACGGUACGGACCACACAGCGUAUUGCCAAAAAGCUUACAAUCGAGUUGGCCUCAGCAGAGGCAGAAAAGUUGAACAGUCUACGGGAUGCUCUACCUAAAUAUGUAUUCCUUCAUCGUAGUGAUGGUCAGGAUUCAGAUUUCAUCUCAACCUUCCUGCGCAUGGUGAAGCUUCCCGAGUGUUUUUUCUUUCUCACGAACUCCGAUACUGACGGUAGUGGUAAGGGUCAACUUGUUUUGCAAGGCAAACAGGAGGAUGUAGCUCAGUUAGGUCCAGAAAUUUGCACCAUGCUGGAUGGAAAAGGUAAUGGAAAGGGAACACGCUUCAAUGCUAAGGUUAACAAACUUCAAAAUUUGACCCUCUGCGAAAAUUUAAUUCGGAAGCAUUUUCCGCAUGAAGAUUCUGUCGUUGAAAAGUAAUAAAACGG